Nicotiana attenuata is the source of this 1284-nucleotide messenger RNA. RefSeq lists its product as uncharacterized. The transcript has 4 exons. Bases 1 to 1071 code for a protein of 356 amino acids. The record is from RefSeq and is a predicted model, not a curated record. Lineage: Eukaryota; Viridiplantae; Streptophyta; Magnoliopsida; Solanales; Solanaceae.
AUGGAACGCCUUGCCUCGGAGCAAGAUGCUACUCAAGCCCAACUGUCAUCGGCCGAAAGUCAACUUCAAGGCCUGAAGGAGGAAAGCUCAGCUCAAGCCAAGAAAAUAGAAGAGCUCGAGGCUCGGUUGGCUGUCGAACUUGCAAAGGUUAAAUUUGAGGCAAAAAAACUGAAGACUGACGAGGAGGCGAUCGUGGUCUUCUACCGAUCUGAUGUUGAAGCUGCUCAAGCCCAAGCAAGAGAAUCUGCCGAGGCCGCUCAAAAUCGAGCUUUUUGGAUUUCCAAACUCGCGAAGUUCCAAUCUCGGAGGGAAACUCUCGAGGAGAUUCAUUCUCGAGAUGUCGAUCUUACUAACGAUAUAAGGAAGCUAAAAAGCUUGAAGACGAUGCCAAGCUUCUCCUUUUUCUGUUUUUUCUUCAACAACCACGUCGUAUUUAUCGAUCGUUGGAACGAACUAAGCCCUAAGCUAUUCAAUUGCAGGAUUCUCCUCUGCUUCACUCUCGAGUUCUACAAGAUUGUUGAGAGGAUGAAGAGGACAAUGCCAUGGAGUGAUGAAGAAGACGAUACAUCUUCAGAUGAAUCCUCAACGCUUGAUACUGACACUGAGGACAAUCUGGGGUCCACCAAAAUCGACCCUAAACUUAGUACUACUACUUCUUCAAAAUCCUCCAAAGAUAAAUCUUCUCAAGCUGAGUCUGCAAAGCGAAAGAGCAAAGGUGUGGACUUUGAAGCUCUAAGCCGCCAUGGGUAUAAAGGUGGAUUGUCUGUCUUGAAAGUUCCACCACCCAAGGAGCCAGAUCAGGAGCAGAAUUGGUCGUGGUCAAAAGGGAAGGAAACGCGGGAAAAAGAGAAGGAAGAAACUUAUCAGGAGCGCCAGAAGACGAGGGCUGCACUUCAGGAAGCAGAGGAACUGGUUCACGCACGAACUCAGAAAGAUAGGAAAAACUUUUCUUUCUCACAGAAAGAAAAGAGGAAGAGAGAUCUUGGUCAGGCUAGCAGAGGGAAGAGCUAUGUUGAAGAGGAAAAGAGGCUGCUUAGGGAUAAUGGUGUUUACUCUGGUUUUGAUGCCUGAUUCAUCAGCUGUCCCUUUUUAGCAUUUUUAUCAUGUAAAGCGUUGUAAAAGUUGGCUAUGACUAUCGUGCACGUGCUAUAUCCAGAAAUAUUGUUGUCAACAUGAAAAUGAAUGUGUGAAACUUCCAUUUGUCUUGCUCGAUAUUGUCAUUGCAUGAGUAUCAACAGAUAUAUCUAGUCGAAGUUGAUGGUCAAUUAUCCAUCUGAUGCUCAA